This is a messenger RNA of Cetraspora pellucida, 344 nucleotides long. The record is from the annotation of a GenBank genome assembly. Lineage: Eukaryota; Fungi; Glomeromycota; Glomeromycetes; Diversisporales; Gigasporaceae.
AGAAUACAGAAAGUAUACCAUCCCCUUUUCAGACUAUAAAAAAUACAUCAUCCUUUCCUUUAAAUAUUAAAAACAUAACAUAUUUUCUCUUAGAUGAUGAAAUAUCUUCUGAUGUUGAUGAUAGUGAAAGUGAUAGGAAUGAAUUUAUUUAUAAUAUACAUGAUCUUGAAAAGGCUAUAUCCUUUAAAUUUAGAAAUAAAGAAAUAGAUAAUCUAGUAAAAUUCUUAAUAACAAUAAAAAUUGAAAAAGACUUGGUUAAUGAAGAAAAUUUAGCUCUGGAACUUGAACAGCAAAUAAAAGAUACAUUUCGUACUAUCAUUAAAGCAUUUUUUAUACCUCUUUAA